Carcharodon carcharias (great white shark) is the source of this 1887-nucleotide messenger RNA. Its product is annotated as zinc-binding protein A33-like. NCBI's taxonomy places the organism in Eukaryota, Metazoa, Chordata, Chondrichthyes, Lamniformes, Lamnidae. Gene Ontology annotation, molecular function: zinc ion binding; protein binding. The transcript is spliced from 6 exons. Bases 13 to 1434 code for a protein of 473 amino acids. The record is from RefSeq and is a predicted model, not a curated record.
UAACUUUUCCAUAUGGCUGCAAGGAAAAAUGUGGAGUGCUUUGGGAAAGAGCUGCUUUGUCCCAUCUGCCGACGGCUGUUCUGGGAGCCGGUGACCCUGGAGUGUGGCCACAGUUUCUGCAGCCUCUGUAUCCUGGAGAAAAGAGCGGAGGAGGGAGAGGAGAAGCUGCAAGCCUGUCCGCAGUGCCUGGAGGUGUUCCCUCACCGCAACCUGCGGGUGAACCAGGUGCUGAGCAGCUUGGCCCGUGCCGCUCACCAGCUGGGUGAGGAGGGAGCCACUCACUGCUGCCUGGCACACCGAGAGGAGAUGAAGCUGUUUUGUGAAACAGACAACGAGCUGAUCUGUGUUGUGUGCCGAGAGGGCUGGGAGCACAGGGACCACCGAUGCAGGCCGCUAGCCGACGCCGUUGAGAUCCAUAAGGAGAAAUUGAAGUCAUCUUUCGAGUUUCUCACUGAGAAAAAAGCUGCUAUUUUAGAAAUCGAACGUAAACACAAGCAGGAUAUUAUAGCGGUGAAGGAACAGGGAAGAGAUCUGCUCAGACACAUUAUCUCCGAGUUUGAAGAAAUCCGACAGAUUCUCAACACAAAAGAGAAUGAGUUAAUCCAAGACCUGAAAGAGAGAGAAGAGAGCAUUUUACAAACAAUAGACAAGAACCUCCAGCAAAUUCAGCGUGACCUCGACUUCUUUCACCAGGAAUUAUCGGAGCUGCAAAGGAGGCUGGAUGAAAAGGACCAACUCACUUUUCUGAAGGAGGCAAGCUGUCACGUGAUCAGUAAAAUGCAAGAUUGGAAAUCGUUGGCUUUGGAACACGGACAUCUCCCUCUGGGAGAAUUCAAAGGCCCUUUACAGUAUAAAGUAUGGAAAGAGAUGAUUCACCAUAUUAGUCCAGCUCCAGCCUCCCUAACGUUGGACCCAAAGACAGCACAUCCUGAGCUGAACCUGUCUGAGGACCUGAGCAGUGUGAGGCACAAGGUCCAGUGGAACGAGCUGCCCGACACACCGGAGAGGUUUGAUGAGUGCGUCAGCGUCCUGGGAGCCCAGGGGUUUGACUCGGGAAGGCACUACUGGGAGGUCCAAGUGGGAGACAAAACCAAGUGGGACGUGGGCAUGGUGAGAGAGUCCAUUAACCGGAAGGGAGCCAUUGCAGUAGCGCCAGUCACUGGAUACUGGCUUGUGGGGUUGAGGAAUGGCAACCGGUACGAGGCCUGUACUUCACCCCCUACCCCCCUCACCCCGAAGGCGAAACCCCGGAAGAUCGGGGUGUACCUGGACUACGAGGGGGGUCAGGUGUCGUUCUACAACGCGGACAACAUGUCCCAUCUCCACACUUUCACUGAAACCUUCACCGAGAGGCUGUACCCCAAUCUCAGCCCCUGUCUGACUGAGGGGGAUAGUAAUGCCGGGGACCUCAAAAUCUGCUGGAUUGAAUUAUAGAGUCGCACGAUGGUUACAGCACAGAAGAAGGCCAUUCGGCCUGUCGUGUCCAUGACAGCUCCCUGCAGGAGUGAGUCAGUGUGUCCCACAACCCCACCCACCCUGUCUAUUCCCUAUAGCCCUACAAACAUCUCUCUCUCUUCAGGUAAUAAUCCAAUUCCCUUUUGAAAGCCCCAGUUGGAUGAGGGAAACACAAAGGGAGGACCGUUCCCUCCAGGAGACCCUGGUCUGUUCCUCUAUCACCCCCAGCUCCUCAUCCCCUUCCCAUGGCACCUUCCUGUGCAACUGCAGGAGGCAUAACACCUGCCCCUUUACCUCUCCCUCCUCUCUAUCCCAGGACCUGAAACUCCUCUCAGAUGAAGCAGCUUCACUUGCACCUCCUUCAGUUUGGUCUAAUUUAUUCGCUGCUCCCAAUGCGGUCUCCUCUACACUGGGGACCAAACGCAGACUGGC